Prorocentrum cordatum is the source of this 3060-nucleotide messenger RNA. The record is from the annotation of a GenBank genome assembly. NCBI's taxonomy places the organism in Eukaryota, Dinophyceae, Prorocentrales, Prorocentraceae.
CGUCCUAUCAUCCUGGAUGUGGCUCGACAUUGGUGCAUGUCCUCUGGGCUCGUGCUGAACUGGUCUCAGAUCGCCAGGCAGACAGGCCACGACCGCCAGGUCCUGCAGAAAGCGCUUCACCGCUUUGCUGAGGCGUAUUUCUUGUGCCAGGUUCAGUUGCGGAAGAAGCUCGAGGGCGCCCUGGUGGAGUCGCUCGGCAGAGAACGGUGCCUGCUGUACGUCGACACGUCACGCUACGACGAGACCCCCAUGAAGACGACGCUGAGGGGAGAUGCUGCUGCAGGAUCCGCAAGUGAUGUCAAUCUCCACGCUCUUGUCCCCCUGCCGUUUGGCAGGGCACUGCGGCUCAUGCACGCCCUCGCUGCUCACGAACGAAGUGCUGCGAUGGUCACGAAGCUCAUGCAGAUUAACCAAGCAGUGUGGUUGCUCGUCAAUGUUGGCGAUAUCCCAGUGCGGCUGUAUCUGAAUACGGUGUGCCCCCUGCAGCCGAUGGAGUCGACGGCUGCGCCAGUGUGCAAGAAAGCAGUGCUACGGAGUUGCGCGGUGUCCACAUACAGCGACGGCUUCAAACAACGGAUGCGCUUCUGCUGCUCUGACUCUGCGAAGCCCAACAUCGUCGUGGAGAACAGCAUCGCGUCUGACCGACAUGGAUGGGAGUCCCUGCACUUGUUCUGCGAAGUUCACGCGACAGCAGGCAUCCACAGCAAGACGUUUGAGAGUCUCAUGCCUCGCACGAUUUCGUCUGUGAUUCACGCAUCCCUGUCCUUGCAGCUCAGCGGCUAUUUGAAUCAUUUUAGGAAGUGCUUGAGGCACGUGAUCAAGUCCAGGAUCAAGCUCGUCCCCGAGGGGCUGCCAGAUGACGCUGUUAAGUACAAGAGAUCUGUCAUCAAGAUGUUUUUCGAGACUGGCCCUGACAGGGAGGUGAAGAAAGUAGUUGUCGCUUGCCUUCCACGCGGCGACUGGAGGAAUCGAGAUUACGUCGAUGUAUGCGUGCCACACGGGCUUGUGACCGACAUCGACGUAGCUGCAGUGGCAAGCGUCAUCGAGAACGGUCUCAGUUUCGCCCUGGUGAGCGCGAAGCCUAGCGUGUGGCCGAGACAUCGGUGGACGGGCUCAGAGAUCGCAAUUGAUUUUUGGGGGCGCCUCGAAGCAAUGCACGGGCUGGCGUCUGCGACGUAUCCUUUGUUUUCUCGAACCCUCGGCAAAGAAUUACCUCCCGCGGGCCCUAUUGGCGGGGCGGUGGGCGCCGAUGGUGCUGCUGGUGUGUUGGACGACGGCGGGGUCGAUGAUGUCGCGCACGUCCAUCACGGGCCAGAUGCGGAUGUACCCGCCGGCGCUGCUCCAGCUGACCGACAUGAGGUCGUCGACAACACUGGCCGCGCUGACUCGGAGCCGAGCUUCGCAGAGAAGAACGCCAAGGACAGGAAGUUGACGCUCGAAUGGUUGUCCAGAGAUCCCUUGCCUGACCUGAUGUUGUUGAGGUGCGCGCUCAAUCCCAUCAUGCGCAUGCUCCACGACCAGCUGGACAUGGCUAGCCUGCGCUGGGAGCUCAGCCAGAGGGCGGCCGUGGCGAGGUCGCAUCAGAUGGGACGCCUUCCAGGACUAGGCGAUCUGGCUUGGGCCGCAUCUCUGGCGUUCCGCCUGCUCGCGCGGGAAGGCGCGCUGGUGGAGCAGCUCCACGUGUCGAACCACUCCCUCUUCCACUUCAGAGUCUUCGGGCUGCUCGUGGAUAGCAGCAGGGCGCAGUCGUUGAACCGAACCCCAGACUGUAUGAAGGGGCCGUGGGGUAAAGAUUUGUGCGCCCGCUUCCCUGACUUGGUUGGCCAGGACCUCUGGGAGGUGCUGCUCACCCUCGCCAUGCUCAUUCAGGUGGACAUCACCUGCGUGGAGGCGAAGCACGCUGCCGUCCGACGCCAGCUGGAGCAGAGGUCAACCCACACGCACACGCUCAACAUCGAGGACGCCUCCGCCGAGUGGCUGAUGCAGCAGGCUCGCACUCUUCAGAGGACGCGACCUUGGUCUGGCCAGCACCGCCAUGAGACCAGUGCGAGCGAGCAGGACAGGGAUGCGAGAAUCGGGCGCUCAGGGGGCGUCAGGGGGGUGGAGGACGCCGUGCCCGACGAGCCCGCGCAGGAGAAGAAGCGCAUGAGGGCUGAGCGCGCUGGCCCCAAGGCAGGGGCGUUCGGACUGAACGAGAAGCAGCGCGCUGCCAUGAGACUUCGGGCAACGCGGCAGGCGCAGGCCAAUCGCGUGCAGUCGACGAGCGGCGACGUGGUGAGCCUUCUCCCAGGGGGCACUUCAUUCAUGGAUGUAUCUUGCCACGUGGCCGUUGCCAAGGAGUUGAGUUCACAGAAUCGGCAGCGGGUUGCCCAGCAGGAGAAGGAUAUUCAGGACACGCUUUCUGAGUUCGAGGUUGGCAGUGGCGCUGGUUUCGUGGAGGAGCUCCGCAGGCAAAUACCUAUAUUGCGGCAGUCUGAUAUUGUUCCAGUGCCAUGCGAGGGCCGUGGUCAUUGCUACUUCGUGCGCCCCCCUUCAGAGCAGCAUGCGAAAGUUGGCGUUGCGUGGGCGGAGGCGUUCAGCAAAUGCAACUUAGGGCAGUACCUAGAGCAACAAUGGUCGCAGAGACACCGCACAAUCAUGAGGGACGAUUGCGCUCCUGUCGAUGCCCCAGCUGCGCUCCUCACUCCGUGCAUGAAGGCUGGCAUCUGCAUUUGUCAAGGGGAUGGGCUGCGCAUGUGGAAGUUUCGGAAUAAGUACUUGGUCCAUCUCAAGGCCGCCUGCCCACCGCGAUCUUCGAUGCGAGCAUUGCUGGUCGAUGGCUUCAUCGUGUGUCGGUUUGAGGGUUCGCCAUUGGGGGGCGCCGAGGGACCCCCUGUGGAACUGUGGUUCCACGUCGCCGCGAUGUACUUGAGCCCAUUUCGGCCGACCUUCAGCAAAUUGCAGAAGCCAGCUGCUCAGCCUGAGGAUGAGCGGAAGAUCAAGUUGAAGGCUCGCGGGAUGUUCGUGUCUGCCAUGCGUUUCUCCAGGUUAAAUGCUUUUCCUGUGCGCCCCGACGCGUAG